Messenger RNA from Cornus florida, 2521 nucleotides. Its product is annotated as probable protein phosphatase 2C 47. Gene Ontology annotation, molecular function: cation binding; protein serine/threonine phosphatase activity. The coding region runs from base 894 to 2081 and encodes 395 amino acids. The record is from RefSeq and is a predicted model, not a curated record. The transcript is spliced from 4 exons. Lineage: Eukaryota; Viridiplantae; Streptophyta; Magnoliopsida; Cornales; Cornaceae. Gene Ontology annotation, biological process: protein dephosphorylation.
UUUCUCUCCUAUCCAUUCCUUUCCAUUCUUAUCAUCCUAGUAAUCCUACUCAUUUUUUAGACACAGUCAACAUCAUCAUCACGCUUUGAUCUCACAUGGAACAUCAUCAAUCACGAACCAGAUAUAUCCAUCGCCACACAGAGCCCUACCUGCCUGAGUGUGAGUGAUCCCAUCAAGAACCCAACACAACACAAGGCCAUCCGGUGAGCUAGAACACCCCCCCACGUGGCACAACCCCACAAUCUCCUUUCCCAAGUUCCCAUUUUUCCAAAACCAUCCACCCUACAAAGCCGACCGCGAAACCUGGGCUCACCACUCGCACAAAACUCUAUUACUCUCUCCAACGGUCCUCCAUUUCCUACUUCGAUGCUCUGCUUCUAGCCUCUUCUCAUUUUCUUCAGCUUCUUCAGGUUCUGUACUUUUACGAAAUGCACAAAAAAUUGUACAAUUAAAUUGGUUCUUUCUGGGUCAAUUUCAUAUAUUGAUUGUUCUUUGUGCAAUGCGAGGUUAUUGAGCUUGAAAUUUUUGUGGGUUUUGUGAGUUUUGAUUUAAAUUAAGGAUAGAUUCAAAAGUUGUGUCUAUUGAGCUUGAAAUUUUUGUGGGUUUUGUGAAUUUUGAUUUAAAUUAAGGUUAUAUUGAAAAGUUUUCAUGUGGGUAUGUUUGCUUCUUUGUGAAAUCCGAAGAAUGAGGAGGGCUAUAAUGUCUCUGUUGUACCCAAAAGCUGUAUUUCGCUUUGGAUCGAAGAAUAGCUCUACAGCUGUCUAUGUGCUGUAAAACAAAAUGGGUUGUUUCAUGGUUGUGUGUUUGUGAUCUGUGGGUUGGGUAGAGGUUGAACAGUUGUUUUCAUCCAUUGGUCAACAGCUAAGAACUGGUUUGAGUAUUUGUUGUGUUUGAUGAUUGAAUUGGAUCGGUCUGGUGGUGCAAUGGCUCCGGGCACCGAUGCGUCGCUGCAGUGUAUGGUUUCAGAUGGUGGGUGCUGUAAGGAGAGUGUGUCAUCCAUGGUAGAUGAGGAUCAUGAAUCAGUGGUUAAAUUGAGCCAAGAGAAGGCCGCGAAGCCGCCGAGAAACCUCUCGGCCAUGAGGCAUAGCAUCAGCCACGCGAUGUUGGCAGGUAACAUUGAAUUGGAAUCGUCUAGUGAGAUUAUUGGUUUAAAGUCACCAUCUGGUGAGACAUCGGAAUUUUUACCUCUGUUUCGUUCGGGCAGCUGUUCUGAGAUGGGACCAAAACCGUAUAUGGAGGAUGAGUACAUCUGUGUGGAUAAUCUUCAGGAGCAUCUAGGCGCAGAGUCAAACUUCCAUUCUUCUGGAGCAUUUUAUGGGGUGUUUGAUGGGCAUGGUGGUGUUGAUGCUGCGUCAUUCACUAGAAAGAACAUGCUUAAGUUUAUUGUUGAGGACUCUCAUUUUCCAGUAGGGGUAAAAAGAGCCAUUAGGAAUGCUUUUGUGAAAGCUGAUCAUGCAUUAGCAGAUGCUAAAUCUCUUGAUAGAACUUCGGGUACCACUGUUCUGACUGCCCUUAUAUUAGGAAGGACCAUGCUAAUUGCUAAUGCCGGGGACUCUCGAGCUGUACUGGGCAAACGGGGAAGAGCAAUUGAACUAUCUAAAGACCACAAACCCAACUGCACAUCCGAAAAGCUAAGAAUUGAGAAACUAGGUGGUGUUAUUUAUGACGGCUAUCUUAAUGGCCAACUAUCUGUGGCACGUGCACUCGGAGACUGGCACAUGAAGGGACCAAAAGGUUCAAUCUACCCGUUAAGCUCUGAGCCAGAGUUGGAGGAGGUUGUUUUGACAGAGGAAGACGAGUUUUUGAUAAUGGGCUGUGAUGGCCUGUGGGAUGUGAUGAGCAGCCAAUGUGCAGUAACAAUGGUGAGGAAGGAGCUCAUGUUGCACAACGACCCUGACAGGUGCUCGAGAGAGCUUGUCAGAGAGGCGCUCAAGCGCAACACCUGUGACAACCUGACAGUUGUGGUGGUCUGUUUCUCCCCAGACCCUCCCCCUCGAAUCGAAAUACCUAGAUCUCAUAGGAGGAGGAGCAUAUCAGCUGAAGGGCUGGAUCUCUUAAAGGGCGUCCUGAAUAAUGUGUAAGAAAAGAAUUGUUCAACGGCUUGUACAGACAUGACUGGAGUUACUACUACCAGUGGGGUUUUUUCCUGAGUUUCUUCUGCCCCUCUCCGCGGUUGGACAUUGCUGAUUGUUGAGUGAAAAAAAAACAUAUGCAUCCGAGUUCUGUACGAUUUUGAAGCUCGGAGUAAUAUUUUUUCUGAUCCUCAGUGUCAGUAGAUUGUAAAAUUCUUGUUAUCACUAACAUUAGCAUGUAAUCUCAUUGUUAUAAUACUUAAAUUCACACUUCAUUUGCAUUGAUGAGAAAUGUUAAGAGAUUAGGGCACAAGCAAUGCAAAGAAAACUAGAAAAAAGGAUGUGAGUCAUGGAAUAUUAUGAUAAAUUGACAAUGCCUCUUAUGUAGUUUUUAUCUUCUCUUAUGUAGUUUAUUUUGGCAACAGAGCUAUCAAAUGAAUUGUUUGUUA